AAAUGAAAGUAUCCUCAUUCUUGUGUACUGCGCCAGAAGUUUUUCCCUUGCUCUUACCUGGGCGAACGCAUGCGUGAAGUCGCGUGACAGCUGCCAGAAUUUACGUCUAAAUGUCUCGAUUUAAGCCUGCGCUUCAACCCGAGAUUUUACGGGCUCACCAGAAAGACGAACAGCACAUCGCGUCGCUGCAAAAAGAUGUGUCGGAAGUCACCCGAGCUGUGCUCGGAAUGCGGCGAUGGAUAAGGUGGCGUUUGGAGGUGGACGCACUCACCAGUUUAGUGUACUACUGCGCGACAACGCUCAGCGGCUACCAAACACUGGGCGAGGAAUACGUGCACAUCUUGCAGCUGGGCCGGACCCUCAAGACAGUCCCUACAUUCGCUCAGAGGCUCACAUUUGUGGUCCUGCAGUCAUUCGGAGGUAACCUGAUCGACAGGGCGUUAAAGCUCGUCAAGAAACGACGCACGGUCGACGGAGAAGCGCUCAACACGCUUGUCACGAGAGCGUUGCAAGUGCACGUGAUCCUGUUCUACCUCCUCGGCGGAUACUACAGUCCUGCCAAGAGGUUGACCGGAAUCAGAUACGUGCUCAUAAGAAACUGGCUUUCUACACCAGAUGUUGCGCGUUACUACAAAGUGCUAGGUUGGCUCUCGCUUGUCGAGUUCGGGGUGUCGCUUCACUCGGCGGUCAGGUCGCUCAAGGCAUCUGGGGUUGUCGACGGUGUCCACUCCGAAUCGUCAUCGAAAUACAACUGUUGCAUGUGUGUCGACGCCGCGAAGAAUGCAUCUGUGAUCCCUUGCGGCCACAUCUACUGCUGGUACUGCAUCACCGGUUGGUUAAGGACUAACAAACAGUGCCCUUUGUGCAGAAUGUCGUGUGAACCUCAACAAACAGUCCUGCUACGGAAUGUAUGAUGAACUUUUAUGCGGCGCACGCAGCGUGUACAUCUGUACAAACAGCUUCUUGACCGUUUAGUUAAAAAGGAAAUGAUCUGUAUCCGUUCAGUGACAUGCACAAUCCUAGCAUAAUUUCCGUCCUGAUGCUUAGAGAUCUGAGGAAAGCUCUUUUCUGUUUGGUUUAUUGUGUCCGAAAGUAUGGAAAAAAAAAUUACUUCUGAGAGACUGAAAGGCCAGUGCUUGAGGAUGUCUAAUAUGUCAUUGCACCACUAGUGGGACAUUCUAGAACACAAUUCCGUUGAUGUGGAAGGGCCUUUCUACAAGUAAUCACAAGUACUCCAACUACAGAUGACAGGAAACGACAUUUUGAUGAAUUACAAGGCAGAAUAAAAUGCCACUACUGCAUUUCUCUCUUUGAAGUGAAAAACUUGGCAAUACCCUUGUUUUGUUCCCACCAGGCUGUGCUUUGCUAAAGCCCCUUGUUCUGUCGUGCUGCUGCACAGGCUGUCGGGCAGCAAAGGGCGGGCAUGGCUACGUCAAGAAGCCAUUCUCUGAGGCAGGCAGUUUGAAUUGCGCAAGUAGUACGCAGACCACUAUAAUGAGACAAGCACUAAAUGGUUUCUGGAACUCUAUUUAAACAAUCCACAUUGAUUUAAUAUUUGCCUUUUCCCUUUAAGGCGACCAUGCGAUUCCUUUCCGUUUGCAAAUUGACGCCAGUAGUCACAUUGAGUCAGUGAACUCCCAGCCUCUAUAACUUUUAAGAUUCUGUAGUUAGCCAGUUUUCUUCAAAAAUGAUUUGAUGAAGUGAAAUAGCUGUGUUUACUAAUAUGUUUAUUUAUUUAGUUUGCUUAGUGGCAAUGUUAGUUACAUAGCGGUAUUUCUGAACAGCAGAAGAGAGUCUAGGCAUUUGGCUUUAUUUCAGCUUCAUCUAAUUGCUCCUUGUUCGACACACAUUCAGCAUUCACUUUGAGCUCUCUCCAUUCAGAUUUGUUCUAUCGUAUAGCUAUUUUCUUAUGUGAAACUCACUGCAGUAAUUUAGAAGUUAAGGCAAUAUGGCGCCAAACUCGAGGGCAUGACUUCUAUUCCCGGCAGUGGCGGCCACAUUUAGAUAUGGUAUAAAUUGCAAAACAUCUAUGUACCUAGUUUUAAAUGCUCUUAAAAAGAACCCUGGGUGAUCAGAAAUGAUGCGGUGAUGAUGAUGCGGUUCUUUAUUACAAUGUGCCCCUCAUAAUUGUGUUGUGGUUUUACUCAUAAAACCUUUCAAUUUCCCUCUUUAUGACAUUUAGGAAUGCCAACUUUUUUCGUUUCAUCUUCACAGCACUAAAAGUGUUGCCAUUUUAGUUAACAGGUACCUGGCUUUACCAACUGCAUUGAAACAGUUACACUCCUGACACAUGGGCGAAUGUGAAGUACUUUGCAGUAAGUCCAUUUCAUUGCUUUUAAAGACUUUGCAAAGAGAAGUUGUUUCCAUUGAUGCACAGCACCAAACCAAACUCUCUAGGUGGUUUGUGGCCUCCUCAAUUUGCUUAUAUUCCUCAAACGAAUUUGAAGUAGAAAAAGAAGCAUUGCCUCGACAGUUCAUUUUUGGGGUUUCAUGCAUAUUUACAACCACCUUAGAGGGUAUUACGACUGCACCCAAUGAGCCUUCAUUGAAAAGGGGGAUUUUUUAGCUGUGCAUUUUGUAUGUGCCGAGAGACGACCUUUUAUUUCCAAGAGCAAAUGCGCGAUCUGCUUUAUCACAUUAGAAUUUUGCUGGGUGGAAGGUACUCUUUUGUUUUGUGUCACUGCACAUGAACGCCAGUUCAAAAGAUGUUCCCACCUCACCACGCAGGCACUCUACAGUUCUUUGACUUUUAUAGUGCUCGUGUGGUGGGGUAAAAGAUGUGUUGGUAUCCAAGCACAAUGUUGUCGGUUUGGUUCGUUGACGAGAUGCUAAAUUUUGAUUGAAAUGCAGUAAGAAUACUCUUGCAUACUUGUGUGUUGGUACAUGUUAACUAACCCUAGGUCAUCAACAUUAAUACAUAUCUAUCCACCACUAUAUAACUUCAAGCCAACAUGCUAAUUUGGGCAUUAUAUUGUGUGAACGAAUCGGGCGUAAAAACACAGUAAAAAAUCACUUAUGAAAGUACUGCUACAGCCACCUUGCGUGUAGCCUGAUCAUAAAUACAUUUCAUUACUCAGUGUCAUACAAGAACAUGAUUUUAUGGAAAGUGUCUCGCUUGGACUUAAUGCAUUGACUUUCACAUCUAACUGUCGGUGGGGCUUUGGGUGGGAGCACUCUCUAAAACAAAGGUAUUAGAAGAAGUUAGAUUAUUGUGAAGCCUUGAAUUAUGGAAUGUGCUCAAGACCAAGCAAGACAAUUUUAUUUUGCAGGUUCUUUAUUUUUAUUUAUUUACAGAAUACUGUCGAUCCCCCAUGGGGAUUAUUACAGGGGUGAGCAUCACUGUCACAACAUUUGAUGUUUGAAACGAAAAAAAUCAGAAUAAUAAAGAACAUAUAAUCACU
Rhipicephalus microplus (southern cattle tick) is the source of this 3401-nucleotide messenger RNA. Its product is annotated as peroxisome assembly protein 10-B-like. Gene Ontology annotation, biological process: protein import into peroxisome matrix. Gene Ontology annotation, molecular function: zinc ion binding. The record is from RefSeq and is a predicted model, not a curated record. NCBI's taxonomy places the organism in Eukaryota, Metazoa, Arthropoda, Arachnida, Ixodida, Ixodidae. Gene Ontology annotation, cellular component: peroxisomal membrane.